Molecule: messenger RNA, 1962 nt
Organism: Adineta ricciae
Lineage: Eukaryota; Metazoa; Rotifera; Eurotatoria; Adinetida; Adinetidae
Source: the annotation of a GenBank genome assembly
AUGAAUAUUAAUAAUCUACAUGAAAAAAAUAAACUAACAGACGUAUUGGAUGAUUGGCAUAUCGAUCUGACUAUCUCCGUUGUUGCCACAUCUAUUCUACGUGGCUAUAGUAGAAUUAUUAAUUCUCCCCGUAUGUGUACAUAUCAUGGAAUUUUGGAGGAAUAUCCUCUUAUAUCUAUCGAUUCGUUUGAAACACAUAAUUAUACUAAACGACCAGAGUUCGGUAAAUAUGUUUCAAAAAUCAAUGCACCAAUAUAUAUGUCAGAAAUCUCCAAACAAUUGCUUAGCACCAUGGCACCGUAUCGACAUCUAGUCCCAUAUUUUAAGACCGUUCCAAUCGAUCAACCGUUUGCGUUAACAAUUCAAUCCAGCGAUCCAGUACAAGCAAAGAAAAAAGAGGGGGCAGCGAAUGACAGCUUGAAAAAUACAUUGUCUUCUCGUGCGCCUGAUGUUGGUGAAUCGAUUUUAGUCACAUGCUUCGGUUCAGGACAUUGUCCUGGUUCAAUGAUGGUCUGGAUUGAAGGUGAACAUGGCAAUGUGCUGUUUACUGGCGAUUUUCGGCUUUAUCGCGGACAAGCCAAACGUAUAACACAUCUUCACCGGCGACGAACUGAAGAUGAUAAAGAUAAAACACAUGUCUUCAAGCCAAUUGAUAAUUUGUACAUUGAUAUGACAUUUUUUCGGCCAGAUAUUUUACAUAUACCUACGCGGGAAGUCAGUUGUGAAGCAUUGAUUCUGUGGAUUAAAGGUUUAGUUGCUGAUAAAUCAAACACAGCAAAUAUCUAUUUUAAAACUAGUGCACGUGUUGGCUAUGAGCAAAUCUAUCGUGCGCUGUACGAUGGUCUUGGAAUGCGUAUUCAUGUUGAACAGGGACAAUAUGAUUUCUAUUCGUGUAUACCAAUUAUCCAAGAAUGUUUAACUACAGAUCCGAAUACCACACGAUUGCAUGCUUGUCGCACAUCUGCAUCGAAUUUCGCUCAGCCAUGUUCAUUUUUUCGUAAUUGUGAUAAACCUAUACGUGUGCUUUUAUCAAUUAUGUGGUUUACAGAUCAAAUUGCAGCUGGUGAAUUAUUAGUUGAGUACCAUAAGUAUCAUUCCAAUUUCGAACAAAGCGUUUCAACAUCGAACAAACGUUACUUCAUAGGCUUUCAAGAUUAUGGUGGUGAAGGCGUUGAUGUUUCCUAUUCAGAUAAAUAUUUAAGUUAUCGCCUAUGUUAUUCUCUUCAUUCAUCAUUUUCGGAAAUUGCUGAUGUAUUAAAAACAUUGAGACCGAAACGUGUCACACCUAUCUCAGCCCCACUUACAUCACAAAUAACAUCAAAGCGUCUUUUUCAAAUUAUUGACCAUUACAUUCAAGAUUCAAAUAAGUCAACAACGGCAACGAUAAAAAUCAAUGAAAAAAUCCAACGAAAACCUAUCAAUCAUCAGUUACAAAUCAAACAUCGAUACGAAUCAUUCCAAACGAAAGUCGAUAGGAAACGAAAGAAAAAAAUGAUGAAAGAACAACAGCAACGAAAAGACGAAGCAGAUGACGACGACCUAGAUUUAGAUAUCGACACCGAGGGUGACAAACUACUUCUACAACGAGUAAACUCAUUGAAAGAAACGAACAGAAAAGUAACCACAACUGAUUGUAAACAAACAAUACGAUCCGUGGCAUUGGAAAUACCAAAAAUUCAAGAUGAAAAGCUGAAAUUUGACAUUGAUUCACAAGUUCAAACAACAAUCGAAGUGAAACUUGAAGAUAAUCCAUCUUCAACACGUCAGAUAGCCUCUCCAAAACGAAUUCAAACUGAAGAUAGACCUACUUCAAUACGCUCGAACAAUAAAUUAGAUGCAAUUACUUCGACUCUUGAUUCGGCUAUUGAAUUGCCAUUAACACAUCGGGAACGUACAUUGUCAGAUACAUCGUCCACUACAGUUGAUUAUGAUUUUGAUAGAGAAACUUGUAAAGCACUUUGA